Messenger RNA from Zasmidium cellare ATCC 36951, 630 nucleotides. RefSeq lists its product as uncharacterized. Bases 1 to 630 code for a protein of 209 amino acids. Lineage: Eukaryota; Fungi; Ascomycota; Dothideomycetes; Mycosphaerellales; Mycosphaerellaceae. The record is from RefSeq and is a predicted model, not a curated record. The transcript has a single exon.
AUGCCAGCUCAAGCAGGGGCAUACAGCCUCUUCGACGAGACGGCAUACCACUCCCGCUUGGACCAACCUUUCCUCUGGCUUCGUCACUCAAGAGACAGCCUCGCUUCAGAAGACUCCCACCUAACGUGUACCGCCUCGGCGCCGGCUGCUCCAGCGUCCUGGACGAAGGCGUUGGUCAAAGAGGUGCAAUGGCAAUUAAGAGCACCUUCAAAUCCCUUGACCAAGUCAACUGGACUUGCCGGCUUGAACAAAAACAAUACCAGCAUCGUCAAAGCGGAGGCGGCUCUUUCGCUCGAGCGUCUACCCAUACGGCGUCGCCUGUGCCAGCAUCCUGCACGCCAUUGUGGGUGGAAACCCAACAGAUGUCACAAAGACGAUCGGAAACUCCUCGACGAAGUCAAUAUGAACUCGCCAGCUCAAGCCAAAACCUAUGACACUUCCACCUCAACAUGUAGGGAUUGGCAUCAUCUGCCCGAGCAUCUGUAUCAAUAUGCGUUGAAGCCUGUAUUGACUGGCAAGGAAACACCCAGACUCCUCAACACAAUCAAAAUGGACUCGGCAACUUCUGGAAAACGUAGGACACUUCAACCCCAACGUACUUAUCUGGCACCGUCAGCUUGCAAAUUCUGA